AAUGUCGUCCUUUGACCUCAAAUUCCUUACGGCGGGAUUGCACCUUCGUCCUCCGAAUCAUUUUGGCGCCGGGUCAGUGGAAGUCUCCCCACCCCAUCCAGAUAAAGCCGAGGGCGGUGUUAAGCGUCUUGCAAUCACCUCCAGUUCUCUUGUCGAACGUCCUCAUCCUACUGUCCACACCAUUCCGGACGUCGUAGACUAUGCAGCCCGCACGUUUGGCUCCGCCCACAAUGCCGUUGGUUGGAGAGACGUUAUCAAGGUCCACAACGAAGUCAGAGAAGUCUUGAAGACUAUUGAUGGGAAGAAGACUAUUGAGAAGAAGACAUGGAAGCUCCAUGAAUUGAGCGACUAUAAAUUUCUAACAUACGUGGAGUUUGCAGAGGCCAUCUCCGAGGUCAGCAAGGGGUUAAUUGCCCUUGGCAUUCGGAGGGAAAAUGUGGUAAAUAUCUAUUCUCAGACCAGUGUAAACUGGCAAAUGGUCUCCCAUGCUUGUGCUGCCAUAUCUACUCCCAUCGCGACAGCGUAUGACACACUUGGUGUCGAAGGACUUUCUCGUUCAUUGAACGAACCCGAAUGUUCAGCUAUAUUUACCAAUUCCGACUUGCUUCCCACUCUUGGGAAGGUUAUCACCAGGACACCUUCCUUGAAGUACAUUUUCUUUGACGGCCAUCCAGACAAUGACGUCCGUGACGACAUGAAGGAAGCGCGUCAAGACAUCCGCAUUAUGCACCUUGACGAGCUCCGAGCUCUCGGAAGAAGCCAGCCUUCUGAAGAGCUUAAGGUCAAACUUAAAGAACGAAGACCAACACCUAACACCUUGGCAUGCAUCAUGUACACCAGCGGUUCGACCGGUGCACCGAAAGGCGUUUGCAUCACGCAUGCCAACCUCAUCGCGUCUGUGAGCUCCGUUGCGAUCGUCUUCGGACCCCAUAUUCCAUGUGGAGACAUAUACCUUGCCUACCUUCCACUCGCUCACGUCUUGGAGUACAUCGUCGAAUUAUGCGCCUUGUUCGUCGGAAUCACCUGCGGUUAUGCCAGGCCAAAAACGCUCACUGAUGCAGGUGUUAAAAACUGCGUGGGUGACCUAAAGGCACUGAAGCCAAACAUUAUGUUCGGUGUGCCAGGUGUCUGGGAGGCGAUCAGGAAGGGGAUUGUGGGCAAGCUACAGUCUGGCGGAAUUGUCAAGAGAAGUCUGUUUUAUGGGGCUCUCGAGGCAAGACGAAGAGGGAUACCAUUCUUGUCUGGGUGGGGAGAAAGGGUGGUUUUGAGCAAAGUCAGGGAGGUUACAGGUGGAAGGCUCAAGUUCGCUAUGAACGGUGGAGCGCCGAUCAGCGAGGAGACACAGGAAUUCCUCAGCGUGACUAUUGUGCCCAUGAUGCAAGGAUAUGGUAUGACCGAGUCGUGUGGCAUGUGUACACUUCUUCCCCCAGAGUACAUGCAAUUUGGAGUAGUCGGCCUCCCAGUUCCAUCUAUCGAGAUUAAACUUUCGGACAUACCAGAGGCUGGUUACUUAUCCUCGAACUCACCACCCCAAGGCGAAAUUUGGAUUCGUGGACCGUCGGUGUCAAAAGGCUACUACAAACGCCCUGACCUUGACGAUGACCGAGACAUCUGGACAGAAGACGGAUGGUUCAGAACCGGUGAUGUGGGAGCAUGGCACGAAGACGGGACACUGAGCCUGAUCGACCGAGUUAAGAACCUGGUCAAAAUGCAAACUGGAGAGUUCAUAGCUUUGGAACACUUGGAGUCGAUAUACAAAGCAUGUGGCUAUGUUUCCAACAUCUGCGUCCACGCUACUCCAGGAGCAACCUACCCAAUCGCUAUCAUAUCUCCUCACGAGGCCAACCUCAGACAAGUGAUAUCGGUCUCACACUACCCGGAGGUCGUUCAGCUACAAUCCGCAGAACUCAUAAGUAUCUGUAUGGAUCUUCGUGUUCGACAGCUCGUGCUUCAAGCGUGUAAUGAAGUUGGGAAGAAAAAUGGCCUCAAGGGACCAGAGAUCCUUGGUGGAGUGGUAUUAGGACCAGACGAAUGGACGCCCGAUAAUGGGUUCCUUACUGCUGCAAUGAAGGUCAAGAGGACCAAUAUCGCCGCAGCUUUCCAAGAAGAGAUCAAGUCCGCGUCAUG
Cyclocybe aegerita is the source of this 2127-nucleotide messenger RNA. Lineage: Eukaryota; Fungi; Basidiomycota; Agaricomycetes; Agaricales; Hemipholiotaceae. The record is from the annotation of a GenBank genome assembly.